GGAGAGACUGCUUGAAAAAUAUUGAUACCUUAUGAAGAACACAGAUAGGAACAGUUUUCCCAGAAAGAAUGUAAAGAAGAAAUAAAAAAUGGAUCCAAGUACGGGUGUGAAUUCUGUUACCAUCUCUAUUGAAGGAAUGACAUGCAAUUCCUGUGUUUGGACCAUUGAACAGCAGAUUGGAAAAGUGAAUGGUGUACAUCACAUUAAAGUUUCACUGGAAGAGAAAAAUGCAACGAUUAUUUAUGACCCUAAACUGCAGACUCCAAAGACCCUACAGGAAGCUAUCGAUGACAUGGGCUUUGAUGCUAUUCUCCAUAAUCCUAACCCUCUUCCAGUUUUAACUGAUACUGUGUUUUUGACUGUUACUGCUUCACUGGCUCCACCAUGGGACCAUAUCCAAAGCACAUUGCUCAAGACCAAGGGUGUGACAGACAUUAAAAUUUCCCCUCAGCAAAGAGCUGCAGUAGUGACAAUCAUUCCUUCUAUAGUGAAUGCCAAUCAGAUAAUAGAGCUGGUUCCAGACCUCAGUUUAGAUAUUGGAACUGUAGAGAAAAAAACAGGACCUUAUGAAGACCACAGUAUGGCUCCAGCAGGGGAAGUCAUGUUGAAGAUGAAAGUGGAAGGAAUGACCUGCCAUUCAUGCACUAGCACUAUUGAAGGAAAAAUUGGGAAACUGCAAGGUAUUCAGCGAAUUAAAGUUUCCCUAGACAACCAAGAAGCCACUGUUGUUUACCAACCUCAUCUUAUCACAGUAGAGGAAAUAAAGAAGCAGAUCGAAGCUGCAGGCUUUCCAGCAUACAUCAAAAAACAGCCCAAGUACCUUAAAUUGGGAGCUAUUGAUGUAGAACGUCUAAAGAACACACCAGUGAAAUCUCCAGAAGGAUCACAGCAAAGAAGUCCAUCAUCAUCAUAUACCAAUGAUACAACAGCUACUUUCAUCAUAGAUGGCAUGCAUUGUAAAUCGUGUGUGUCAAAUAUUGAAAGCGCUUUAUCUACACUCCAAUAUGUAAGCAGCAUAGUAGUUUCUUUAGAGAAUAGGUCUGCCGUUGUAAAGUACAAUGCAAGCUCAGUCACUCCAGAAAUGCUGAGAAAAGCAAUAGAAGCUGUUUCACCAGGGCAAUACAGAGUUAGGAUUGCAAGUGAAGUUGAGAGUACCUCCACCUCUCCCUCCAGCUCAUCUCUUCAAAAGAUGCCUUUGAACAUAGUUAGCCAGCCUCUGACUCAAGAAACUGUGAUACACAUUGAUGGUAUGACUUGUAAUUCUUGUGUACAGUCUAUUGAAGGUGUAAUAUCAAAAAAGGCAGGUGUAAAAUCCAUACGAGUCUCCCUUGCAAAUAGCAAUGGAACUGUUGAGUAUGACCCUCUACUAACCUCUCCAGAAACCUUGAGAGAAGCAAUAGAAGACAUGGGAUUUGAUGCCACCCUAUCAGAUACAAAUGAACCAUUAGUAGUGAUAGCUCAGCCCUCAUCAGAAAUUCCACCUUUGUCAUCAACUAUUGAAUUAAAUAAGACAAUGACACCAGUUCAUAAUAAGGAGGAGGCGAAGACUUCAUCUAAGUGUUACAUACAGGUUACCGGCAUGACUUGUGCUUCUUGUGUAGCAAACAUUGAAAGGAAUUUAAGGCGUGAAGAAGGAAUAUUUUCUGUACUUGUUGCCCUGAUGGCUGGCAAGGCAGAAGUAAGAUAUAAUCCUACUGUUAUACAACCACCAUUGAUAGCAGAAUUCAUCCGAGACCUUGGAUUUGGUGCCACUUUGAUAGAAAAUGCUGAUGAAGGGGAUGGUGUUUUGGAACUUGUUGUAAGAGGAAUGACAUGUGCCUCUUGUGUACAUAAAAUAGAGUCUACUCUCACAAAACACAGAGGGGUCUUCUACUGCUCUGUGGCCCUGGCAACAAACAAAGCACAUAUUAAAUAUGAUCCAGAAAUUAUUGGUCCCAGAGAUAUUAUCCAUACAAUUGAAAGCUUAGGUUUUGAAGCUUCUUUGGUCAAGAAGGAUCGGUCAGCAAGUCACCUAGACCAUAAACGAGAAAUAAGACAAUGGAGACGGUCCUUCCUUGUGAGCCUAUUUUUCUGUAUUCCUGUAAUGGGGCUGAUGAUAUAUAUGAUGGUUAUGGACCACCACCUUACAACUCUUCACCAUAAUCGGAACAUUAGUAAUGAGGAAAUGAUCAACAUUCAUUCUUCUAUGUUCCUGGAGCGCCAGAUCCUGCCAGGAUUGUCCAUUAUGAAUUUGCUGUCUUUUUUAUUAUGUGUACCUGUACAGUUUUUCGGAGGCUGGUACUUCUACAUUCAAGCUUACAAAGCAUUGAAGCAUAAGACAGCAAAUAUGGAUGUACUGAUUGUGCUGGCAACCACCAUUGCAUUUGCCUACUCUUUGGUUAUUCUUCUGGUUGCAAUGUAUGAGAGAGCCAAAGUGAACCCUAUUACUUUCUUUGACACACCUCCUAUGUUGUUUGUGUUUAUUGCACUAGGCCGAUGGCUGGAACAUAUAGCAAAGGGCAAAACAUCAGAGGCUCUUGCAAAGCUGAUUUCACUACAAGCUACAGAAGCAACUAUUGUAACUCUUAACUCUGAAAAUAUCCUCCUGAGUGAAGAACAAGUGGAUGUGGAACUUGUACAACGUGGAGAUAUCAUUAAAGUUGUUCCAGGAGGCAAAUUUCCAGUGGAUGGUCGAGUUAUUGAAGGACAUUCUAUGGUAGAUGAAUCCCUCAUCACAGGGGAGGCAAUGCCUGUGGCUAAAAAACCUGGCAGCACAGUGAUUGCUGGUUCCAUUAACCAGAAUGGGUCCAUACUUAUCCGAGCAACCCACGUUGGAGCAGACACAACCCUUUCUCAAAUUGUCAAACUUGUGGAGGAGGCACAAACAUCAAAGGCUCCUAUCCAGCAGUUUGCAGACAAACUCAGUGGCUAUUUUGUUCCUUUUAUCGUAUUUGUUUCCAUUGCUACCCUCUUGGUAUGGAUUAUAAUUGGAUUUCUGAAUUUUGAAAUUGUGGAAACCUACUUUCCUGGCUACAAUAGAAGUAUCUCCCGAACAGAAACGAUAAUACGCUUUGCUUUCCAAGCCUCUAUCACAGUUUUGUGUAUUGCAUGUCCCUGUUCACUGGGACUGGCCACUCCAACUGCUGUGAUGGUGGGUACAGGAGUAGGUGCUCAAAAUGGCAUACUUAUCAAAGGUGGAGAGCCAUUGGAGAUGGCUCAUAAGGUAAAGGUAGUGGUAUUCGAUAAGACUGGAACCAUUACCCAUGGAACCCCAGUAGUGAACCAAGUAAAGGUUCUAGUGGAAAGUAAUAGGAUAUCACGUAAUAAGAUCCUAGCCAUUGUGGGGACUGCUGAAAGUAACAGUGAACACCCUAUAGGAGCAGCUGUAACCAAAUACUGCAAGCAGGAGCUGGACACUGAAACCUUGGGUACCUGCAUAGAUUUCCAGGUCGUACCAGGCUGUGGUAUUAGCUGUAAAGUCACCAAUAUUGAAGGCUUGUUACAUAAGAAUAACUGGAAGUUAGAGGAAAAUAACAUUAAAAAUGCAUCCCUGGUUCAAAUUGGUGCAAGAAAUGAACAGUCAUCAACUUCGUCUUCCAUGAUUAUUGAUGCUCAGCUCUCAAAUACUUUUAAUACUCAGCAGUACAAAGUCCUCAUUGGUAACCGGGAAUGGAUGAUUAGAAAUGGUCUCAUCAUUAAUAAUGAUGUAGAUGAUUCCAUGACUGAACAUGAAAGAAAAGGUCGGACUGCUGUAUUGGUGGCAGUUGACGAUGAGCUGUGUGGCUUGAUAGCCAUUGCUGAUACUGUGAAGCCUGAAGCAGAAUUGGCUGUCCAUAUCCUGAAAUCUAUGGGCUUAGAAGUAGUUCUGAUGACUGGAGACAACAGUAAAACAGCUAGAUCUAUUGCUUCUCAGGUUGGCAUUACUAAGGUGUUUGCUGAAGUUCUACCUUCCCACAAAGUUGCUAAAGUGAAGCAACUUCAAGAGGAGGGGAAACGUGUAGCAAUGGUAGGAGAUGGAAUCAAUGACUCUCCAGCUCUAGCAAUGGCAAAUGUUGGAAUUGCCAUUGGCACAGGCACAGAUGUAGCCAUUGAAGCAGCUGAUGUGGUUUUGAUAAGGAAUGAUCUUUUGGAUGUAGUGGCAAGUAUUGACUUAUCAAGAAAGACAGUCAAGAGGAUUCGGAUAAAUUUUGUCUUUGCUCUAAUUUAUAAUCUGGUUGGAAUUCCCAUAGCUGCUGGGGUUUUUAUGCCUGUUGGUUUGGUUUUGCAACCCUGGAUGGGAUCUGCAGCAAUGGCUGCUUCAUCUGUUUCUGUGGUACUUUCUUCUCUCUUUCUUAAACUUUAUAGGAAACCAACUUAUGAGAACUAUGAACUGCGUUCUCGGAGCCAGAUAGGACAGAAGAGUUCUUCAGAAAUCAGCAUUCAUGUUGGAAUAGAUGACACUUCAAGAAAUUCUCCUAAACUGGGUUUGCUGGACCGGAUUGUUAAUUACAGCAGAGCCUCCAUAAACUCACUACUGUCUGAUAGACGUUCCCUAAACAGUGUUGUUACUAGUGAACCUGACAAGCACUCACUCCUGGUGGCAGACUUCAGGGAAGAUGAAGACACCACAUUGUAAAGGCAACAGAGAGCACUGCUAUUUGAAAUUGUUAUGCACUGAUACAGCAUUCAUGCUAUUACUUUCGCUUUUCAAAAUAUUGUGGAAAGAUUUUUUGUUGGUCUCAUGCUCUUCUUACAUGAGGGAUUCAAUUUGAGUUGCAUGUUUCAGGGCAUGGGCUCUGAACCUAGCUUUAUUUCAAAUUAAUUUGCAGCAUUUUUUGCUUUAUCCAGUGAUAGAUAUGGAAGAGCAGUGAGGUUUACAACAAACCCUACAAGUAGAGGUUGCUGAAUUGCUGCUAAAAUGAUAGAAUAUUUUUUUUUGACCAAAAUAGGGGGGGGUGGGCAAGAAAAGGAUAAUUAAAAAUUUGAAGAUUUGAGAGCAUGAUUUUAAGGAUAUUUUUGAGUCUGUAAUGCUGCCCUACUGGGGCGCAAUGACUCUCAAAGCACUAAUUUUAGAAGGGAAACAGUUGAAACUGUUUAAAAAUAGAUGUGCCUUAUUUAUUAUAGUUUUCUUUCCCCCUUAUCUCCCUGCAUCCUUGUCUUUGCAGUUGCUUUCUUGGAUUCUCCAAGAUGUCUUCUUUCGUUAUCUUCCUUUAAGUUAGCCAAAUUUUGGUGGUUGUUUCAUUGAUAAAAAUAACUGACAAUUUUUCCAAUACCUUGUUCCUUUUUAAAAGUUUUUGUAGCUAAAAAGACCUUAAGGGUCUGUAGGAAUCCCUGCCUCCCAUCUUUCCAUUGUUGUAAGAAAUGUUGCCUUCUCCCUUCAAUCUCCCUAGCUUUGUGCUAGCUUUCAAUUCACUCCUGCUGAGCUUAGCUCCAAGUUGUUCAUUUCAGAAAAUUAACAUUUUGAGCCUCUUUCAUUCAAAAGAUUUUCAAAGAUUAACACUACUAUAUUUAAUAUAUACAAUUUCUUGGCUGAUAUAUGUAAUUUAAUAGAUUUUAAUUAUCUUUUAUUGUUUCAUACAGGCUGUCAAGAUGACUUUAAAGUAAUGCUAUUACAAAAAGCUGAUUGUACCAAAAACUACAGUAAAUUUGUAAUAUAGAAAUUAGAAUUUUCCUAGGCUGUAAUAUCUUUUAGCCAAAUAUAUACUUUUAUCUUAUUUAAAACAUUUGCACUUACUAUGCGUGGUGGCACACGCCUGUAA
Urocitellus parryii (Arctic ground squirrel) is the source of this 5717-nucleotide messenger RNA. The record is from RefSeq and is a predicted model, not a curated record. Lineage: Eukaryota; Metazoa; Chordata; Mammalia; Rodentia; Sciuridae.